Messenger RNA from Asterias rubens (European starfish), 1797 nucleotides. RefSeq names its product dipeptidase 1-like. Bases 115 to 1395 code for a protein of 426 amino acids. Gene Ontology annotation, molecular function: metallodipeptidase activity. The record is from RefSeq and is a predicted model, not a curated record. Gene Ontology annotation, biological process: proteolysis. The transcript is spliced from 10 exons. Lineage: Eukaryota; Metazoa; Echinodermata; Asteroidea; Forcipulatida; Asteriidae.
UCACACCACUUGGAGAAACGCAAACGCACAACAGCUCUUCUGCACCUUAGUAAAGACAAGACUCCAGGAGAGGCUUGUAUUGAAGUAUUAGAAGAGAGUGGACAAGGUCAAGAGAUGGGUCUUAACAGAAAGCAUUACAUUGCCAUUGGUUUGGCCAUCACACUUGUGGCGGUAGUGGUAACUGUGGCCAUAGCUGUACCGGUUUCUAAUUCCCGUAGUAGGAAAGAUGGUUCUUCGGCAAGCCGCGAUCUCGCAGUGCAGUACAUGUCUGAAACGCCUCUUAUUGACGGCCACAAUGAUUUGCCAUGGCAACUGAAAAAGUUGUACAACAACAGGCUGAAAGACGUUGAUUUGAGUGCCGAUCUGAGCGGGUCAACAACACUUCACACCGAUAUACCCCGGCUUGAGACGGGCAAAGUCGGGGGCCAGUUUUGGGCCGCCUACACAUCUUGUAAUUCCCAAUACAAAGAUGCCAUUAAUCAUAUACUGGACCAGAUUGACGUCAUCAAAAGAAUGUGUGACUGGUAUCCCGAGUCAUUCCAGUUUGCUACAUCUGCCGAUGAUAUUGUGGACGCCCACAGUAAAGGCAAAGUUGCCUCCCUUAUCGGCGUUGAGGGCGGUCACAACAUUGACAGUCAUCUGGGCGUAUUGCGCAUGCUUUAUGAACUGGGUGUCCGCUACAUGACGGUUACCCACAGCUGCAACACCCCAUGGGCCGACAAUUGGCUGGAGGAGAGUGACCCAACCCCAUUCCAGCUCGGUGGAAUAAAUGACUUUGGGGAGGCAGUCAUCCGUGAGAUGAAUCGACUGGGAAUGCUCGUGGAUUUAUCCCAUGUCUCAGUAGCCACCAUGAAUGCUGUCCUUGACAUUGUCGAAGCUCCCGUCAUUUACAGUCAUUCUUCGGCAUUUUCCGUCUGCGGCUCGUACCGGAACGUUCCGGAUUCAGUGCUGGAGCGCAUCGUUGAAAACCAAGGGGUCGUUAUGGUGAAUUUCUACACGGAGUACAUCAACUGUCCACCAAUGAACGUCAGUGCUGACCCAAGCGAAGCUACGAUGGAGCAAGUUAUACAACAUAUUGAGCACAUCCGUGGCAUCAGCAAUGGUAAAGGGAUCGACAUAGUGGGCAUUGGAGGUGAUUACGACGGCGUAGGAACGUUACCCACUGGUCUUGAAGAUGUGUCCAAGUAUCCUGAUCUGAUUGCUGCCCUCAUCGAGAAGGGAACUUGGUCCGAGGAAGAUAUUAAGAAACUUCUUGGUGAGAAUCUACUCAGAGUCUUCAGAGCUACUGAAAAGGUGAGGGAUGCGAAGAUGGCGGCAGAUGUGAAACCUUAUGACCAAACUAUCCCCAAAGAUAACGAAUGGGAGACUAACAACACCUGCAGGACCUACGUCUAAUCUGCUCAGCUUACACGUCAACACUGCUUAGUUAACUGGGCACAACACUAAUCUGUUUAGCUAAACAUCAACAUUGCUAAGCUAAACUGGGAACAACACUGCCGACUGAUCAAAUGCUCUACUUCUUGCUUUCACAAUAGGCCCAUGCCACAAGUGGCAAUUUACAGACAAUCAGUUUCAGGAAAACUCCAAGAAGAGAAUCCAUUCACAUUUAAAUUUUCAAAUAAAUGUCUAUGAAUUUGUUUGAGAAGGUGAGCUUGUACAUUCCAGAGCCUAUCUGGCAGGCAAGAUACGACCAUGGGAAAGCCUGACAAAUCACGUGCCUGAGGGAUAAAUCUUGUCAACUCUUUAGAUUGAUGAACUAUUCAUAAUAAUAUAAACCUGUACGCUUAAAACAAAUCU